Protopterus annectens (West African lungfish) is the source of this 2271-nucleotide messenger RNA. RefSeq names its product cholinergic receptor nicotinic beta 1 subunit (gene CHRNB1). Gene Ontology annotation, cellular component: postsynaptic membrane; synapse; neuron projection. Gene Ontology annotation, molecular function: transmembrane signaling receptor activity; acetylcholine-gated monoatomic cation-selective channel activity. Bases 378 to 1871 code for a protein of 497 amino acids. Gene Ontology annotation, biological process: chemical synaptic transmission; signal transduction; regulation of membrane potential. The transcript has 11 exons. The record is from RefSeq and is a predicted model, not a curated record. Lineage: Eukaryota; Metazoa; Chordata; Ceratodontiformes; Protopteridae.
CUCAGGCAUCUGCAGAGUGGCUUUGCAUUGCAAGAGUUAAUCUUGGUGGCAUUAAAUGCAGAACAGGUGAAAGGCAGACAAACAUGAGGCACAGUAACACAGUCCUGCAUUCCCAGGACAUUGUAACAGGACUCCAGCUUCCACAUUGUGUAAUACGGUGUGUAUGUGUGUAAAUUCAUCCUGCUCACUGAUUGACAGAAACUUAUGCCAGUGACUUUCUUGCUCGGUGAUUUCCAGAUGACCAUUCAAUCCAGAAGCCACCCUACGGAUGGGAUACAUCUUUGGCAAAUCUGAAAAAUAAAGAAACUAGUCUGAAGAAGUUUUUAAGAAAUCUAAUUCAUCAUUUUCCCCCAGGUUAAUGACACACUUUCUAAACAAUGACUUGUGUGACUAUCCUGAUCCUGGGGACAUGGUUUACAGUGACUGCAAGUGUUACAGCCUUCAGUGCAGAGGAACAACUACUAGAAAAGCUUUUUAUGGACUAUAAUCUGUAUGCGAGACCUGCUCGAACCCCUGAUGAAAGAAUAACAGUACGUCUAGGAAUGGUGUUGUCUCAACUUGUCAGUGUGAAAGAGAAAGAUGAAGAGAUGACAACCAAACUAUUCAUGAAUGUGGCUUGGAAGGACUAUCGACUGACAUGGAAUCCCAGUGAAUAUGAUGGUAUCAAAACCCUCGUUAUUCCAGAAGGAAAUGUUUGGUUACCAGAUAUUGUAUUGAUUAACAAUAAUGAUGGUAAUUUCUACGUUGGCUUGUCAGUCAGUGUCCAAGUAAGCAAUGAAGGACUGGUCACCUGGUUUCCUCCAGCUAUUUUCCGCAGCUCUUGCAGCAUUGAGGUGAGAUAUUUCCCAUUUGACUGGCAAAACUGCACCAUGGUAUUCCGUUCAUUCACCUACGAUGCUUCAGAAAUCAGUCUCGAGCAUGCUGUAGAUGAAAAAGGGAGGGACAUCAAAGAAGUGGUUAUUAAUGAGAAUGCCUAUACAGAAAAUGGGCAGUGGGAGAUUCGACAUCGGCCAUCACGAAAAAACACCAUACUUGGAGAUGAUCUUUAUGAAGACAUCACAUUCUUCCUCAUUAUUGAAAGGAAACCUCUCUUCUACAUUUUGAAUAUCAUCUUGCCUUGCAUCCUCAUCACCAUCCUUGCUAUCUUUGUUUUCUACCUCCCACCAGAUGCAGGUGAGAAGAUGACACUUUCCAUCUUUGUGCUGUUGACCCUGACUGUAUUUUUGCUCUUGCUUGCUAAAAAAGUCCCAGAGACCUCAGUGGGUGUUCCCAUUAUUGUGAACUACCUGAUGUUCACCAUGAUCCUUAUGACCUUCUCUGUCAUUCUGAGUGUUGUAGUGCUUAACCUGCACCAUCGUUCACCCAAUACACACAACAUGCCAUUUUGGGUUCGUAAGAUUUUUAUCCACAUGCUGCCUAAAUAUUUACGAAUCCAGCGGCCUAAACAAGAAACCCUACUGAAAGCCGAGUUUCAACCCAAGCGUGAAAAUCUGACGAAAACGCACUGGGUGACAGAUGAGUACUUCAUCCGUAAACCUAAUACAGAGUUCAUUUUUCCAAAGGAAAGCAAGUACAUGUCUGAGCCUCCAUCCAUGGAAGUGCAGAGGUUUGAGGAUAUACCUGCUGAAUGUCUCACCCUUCCCACUGAUCUGAAGGAAGCUAUCAGUGCCAUCAAGUACAUUGCGGAGCAGCUCCAGAGCCAAGAGGAGUAUGAUGCACUGAAGGAGGAUUGGAAGUAUGUUGCCAUGGUAGUGGACCGGCUGUUUCUCUGGAUUUUUGUUUUGUUUACCAGUAUUGGUACACUGACAAUCUUUUUGGAUGCCAGUUUCAAUCAUUCUCCAGAGGAUCCAUUUGUCAACCCCUAUGCCUGACCAGACUCUUGGAAUUGACUGUUGUACAGACUAUCAUGAGAGAGGUGGCUAUAUCUUUUGCACAACUCCCAGAUCUAUGGUGGGGGUGUGAUACAUUAUUAAGCUGGAAAAACAACCGCAUAUUCUGCCUGCUAACCAGAACAGAAGAUUAAAAAAUAUUCUAUAUCCACCUGAACAAUAUAGUGAGUUUCAUCUUACUGUAAAUAAUGACAGGUCACAGAGGCUGUGACCAAAUCAAACACCCCACUAAAGCAGGGAGGACUAGUUGCAUUAUUUUAUAAAUACGGUUAUGUGGUAAAGGAAUUGUUAUAAUAACUUUUAAGUUUGGAUAUCUUUUUUAGCCUUCUAUGGCCUUCAUGGAACAGAUUUUCAUGAUUAAAAUUAUAGUGAACAGCCUAGA